CCUUGUCAAGGUAGGUAGUAAAGGCCUGGUUCCCCCCCCACCGUUCCAUUAUCUACCCGACACCGACUUUGGCUUGGGUCCCUCGGUUCCUUGCAGCGGUGUGGUUUUGCCACCUACUUUUUGCUACUGCGGUCGUUGCUGUCUGUCCCUUUUUCCCAAACCCCAGAGCCUCAACGGGCACUUUUCAAGAUACACACGCCCGCCAAGAUGGACACGGAGAAGGAGACCGCCCAGCAAAUCGAGCACUUGGGCAGCCGGUCGUGGAACGCUGGCGAGCUCUCGGACGCCAGCGUGCCCGACUCGGAGCUGGAGUGGUCCGAGGAGGAGGAGCGGUCGAUCCGGCGCAAGAUCGACUGGCACACGGUGCCGCUGGUGACGCUGCUGUACAUGCUGUGCUUCCUGGACCGCGUCAACAUCGGCAACGCGCGCAUCCAGGGGCUGGCCAAGGACCUGGACAUGACGACGGGCGUGCGCUUCAACUGGGCGCUGUCCAUCUUCUACAUUGUGUACCUGCUGGUCGAGGUGCCCAGCAACGUGAUCCUCAAGCGCGUCGGCCCGCGCUUCUACCUGCCGCUGCUGGUGUGCGGCUUCGGCGUGGUGUCGCUGAGCACGGCCUUCGUGGUCAACUUCGAGGGCCUGAUGGUGGCGCGCGUGUUCCUGGGCAUCUUCGAGGGCGGCGCGAUGCCGGGGAUGGCCUUCUUCCUGUCGUGCUUCUACAAGCGCAACGAGCUGCUCUUCCGCAUGGGCAUCUACGUGUCGGCGGCGUCGAUCGCGGGCGCCUUCGGCGGGCUGCUGGCCACGGGCCUGUCCAAGAUCCCCGAAUGGGGCGCCGCGGGGGCGCGCAUCCACACGUGGCGCAACAUCUUCUUCUUCGAGGGGCUCAUCACCAUGGUCAUCGGCGCCGUCGCACCCGUGUGGAUGCCGACGACGCCCAGCGACGCCUACUUCCUGACCCCGCGCGAGCGGCGCAUCGCGGCCGAGCGGCUGGUGCGCGAGCACAAGGCCGACCCGGCCGAGAAGGUCACCUGGAAGGACCUCAAGCAGGCGGUGCUGUGCAUCCACAACUACACGUGCGCGCUGGGCUUCUUCCUCAUCAACAUCACGGUGCAGGGGCUGUCGGUCUUCAUGCCCACCAUCCUCAACGACCUCGGCUGGACCAACACGCAGGCGCAGCUGUACUCGGUGCCGCCCUACGUCGCCGCCUGCCUGGUCGCCAUCGCCGUCGCCUACGGCAGCGACAAGACCCACCAGCGCGGCAUCUGGCUGGCCGCCUUCUCGUGCCUGGCCCUAGUCGGCUUCGCGCUCCUGCGCUGGGUCGACAACCCCAACAUCCGCUACAUGGCCGUGUAUUUCGUGACUGUCGGCGCUUUUCCCGGCGGACCGGGCUUCCUCAGCUGGGCCAUGAACAACUCGGCCGGGCCUGCCGUGAGGGCGGUCACGUCGGGUUAUGUCGUGACAUUGGGUACGAUAGGCGGUAUCGUUGCUACAUGGACGUACAUCCCCGCCGACGCGCCCAAGUACUACACGGGCCACACCAUCAACCUGGGCGGCCAGAUCGCCGUCGUCGCCCUCUCCAUAUUUGGCAUCCUCUACUGCAUGUACGAGAACAAGGCCCGCCUGGCGGGGAAGAGGGAUCACCGUCUGGAAGGUCUGACGGAGGAGGAGCAGGAGAAGCUGGGGAGUCGGCAUCCGCAGUUUCGGUAUUGGACUUAGGUUAGGGCUGCGCUUCUCCGUUCAAAGUAAGUUGUUAGUUUGAGAUCGGGCUUGCAGGGGUUGUGUUUGGGACCUUUCUCGCUGUGGUUAGGGGUAGUAUGGCCAAUAGGCUUUUGGGGCUUUGGGCUGGUAAGCGGUAUUUUGUUUGUUUGCUAGUACUCUACUAGGGUAUUUUGGGUUUAGCUCCCGGAUAGGUAGACCGAUCGAUAUGAGGUUUUGCCAGAUGACAUCGUGCUGUCGAAGGGAAAGUUCAUUGGUAGUACUAGUUCUGCGUCUAUCCAUAUUCGAUUCGGUGCCAGCUGAAGCGGGAAAGUUUCUUGAC
Molecule: messenger RNA, 2035 nt
Organism: Chaetomium strumarium
Lineage: Eukaryota; Fungi; Ascomycota; Sordariomycetes; Sordariales; Chaetomiaceae
Product: major facilitator superfamily domain-containing protein
Exons: 3
Coding region: 208-1713 (501 amino acids)
Biological process (GO): transmembrane transport
Cellular component (GO): membrane
Molecular function (GO): transmembrane transporter activity
Source: RefSeq, a predicted model, not a curated record